Molecule: messenger RNA, 1364 nt
Organism: Capsicum annuum
Lineage: Eukaryota; Viridiplantae; Streptophyta; Magnoliopsida; Solanales; Solanaceae
Product: LOB domain-containing protein 37
Exons: 2
Coding region: 416-1075 (219 amino acids)
Biological process (GO): regulation of gene expression
Source: RefSeq, a predicted model, not a curated record
AAUUUAUGAAAUAGUAUCUGAUAUUUUUCGUUAUCAACAGGUAUCGGGUAACUUUAUUCAUUAAAGAAUUACUUAGUAUGUUUUUUAUUUAUAAUAAGAUUUGAACUCGUAAUCUCAGCUUCUUAAGUUACUUCAUUUACGCCUAAUCAUAGUUAGUUUCUUAAUCAUGGUUACUUCCCCUCACUUCAUCCAAUAAACCUCCACAUUUCUCCACAUCCCUUACCCCACGUUCCUUUCAUCACUAUAUAUCCCUCUCCCUUUCCCACUCCCUUCUACUUUCAACUCUCUUUCAUCACUUCCCUUCUAAAUACAAUAUUCUUCAUUUCCUUUCUUCCAGGCCAUUAAGCGUGAUAUUCUAAGUUUUGUUCAUUCAUAACUAAUAACUCGAAGAAGUUUAGGUGUACGUUUUCCCAUCAUGAGUUGCAACGGCUGUCGAAUUCUCCGGAAAGGUUGCAAUGAGAAUUGCAUACUCAGACAAAGUUUACAGGGCAUUGAAAACCCUCAUGCUCAAGCUAAUGCCACUGUAUUUGUAGCCAAAUUCUUCGGCCGUGCUGGCCUCAUGUCUUUCCUCUCCUCCGUCCCGGAAUCUCAACGACCAGCUUUAUUUCAGUCGCUGUUGUUUGAAGCGUGUGGAAGGACGGUGAAUCCGGUGCACGGUGCGGUAGGAUUACUGUGGACGAGUAACUGGCACGUGUGCCAGUCGGCAGUAGAAACGGUGCUUAAAGGAGGCGUAUUACGGCCGUUGCCGGAGUUUUCAGGUGUAGCAACUUCUCCAGCGGAGUUUUAUUCAGCUUCCGAAGCAAACGACGUUGAUCUGUUUAGAUCGCAAAGCUCCAACUUCAAAUCUAAGAGGAAAGUUAUGGAUGAGAUAGCGGAAGAUCUAGAUCUCGGAUUAUCGCCAAGGACGAUGGUGGCUGCCGGCGGUAAACUGAGCCGGCGAACGGAGAAACGAAGGGCGGCGACGCCUUCACUGAAUUCAGAUGAAUCUGAUACGACGACGUUGGAGAGUGGUUUUAUGUAUCAGCAAAAUCCACAACAAGGAAAUGAAACGAAGCUUCUUAGAUUGUUCUUUUGAAGAUUGAUUCAGCUUUUGCUAUGGCCUACUUACAAGUUACCAGCUAUUACUGAUUAACUGAAGCUGAGCUUUGCCCUUUUUGUUAUUAAAAGUGUUACUAUGUUAAAGUUAAACUUAGUUUAGUGAUAAGUCUUUUUUGGUAACUUAAGGAAUUGAAAUGCUUCCAUGGCAAUGGAUUUCUCUAUAAUGAAAUUUUGUGGGAAAGAUGAGAGUUGCCUCUUUUCUUUUUUCUACUUUUUGUUCCAAGUCACUGAUUAUUGUGACUGGUAAUAAAAGUCAAAUUUUCACA